AUGGAGGACGCAUACGUCCGUUCGGUGCAGGACGUCCUGCAACAAUUCAAUGUUGUCCAGCAGUCCGGUCUAUCGGACACUGCAGUACAGAAGUCGCGUGAGGAGCACGGCCGCAAUGCUAUCCCCGAAGAUCCACCAACGCCGAUAUGGGAACUCAUCCUAGAACAGUUCAAAGACCAGCUUGUUAUCAUCCUCCUCGCCUCCGCCGGAAUCUCAUUCGUAUUGGCUCUAUUCGAGGAAGGCGAAGGUUGGACUGCAUUCGUGGAUCCCGCCGUCAUCCUGACCAUUCUGAUCUUGAACGCUGUCGUUGGUGUGAGCCAAGAGAGCUCGGCGGAGAAGGCCAUUGCGGCCUUGCAAGAGUACAGCGCGAACACGGCCAAGGUGGUGCGCAAUGGCAAGGUACAACAUCUCAAGGCAGAGGAAUUGGUUCCUGGCGACAUCAUCGAUGUGGCUGUGGGCGACCGCAUCCCGGCUGACUGCCGGUUGUUGAGUAUUGAGAGUAACAGCUUCCGUGUGGAUCAAUCCAUUCUUACAGGAGAAAGCGAGAGUGUGGGCAAGGAUACGCGCGCGAUCAAGGAUACUCAAGCUGUGAAGCAGGACCAGAUCAACAUGUUGUUCUCCGGUACUACCGUCGUGACUGGUCACGCACACGCCGUCGUUGUCCUCACUGGGCCUAACACUGCCAUUGGCGAUAUUCACGAGAGCAUUUCCGCGCAAAUCUCCCAGCCCACUCCACUCAAGGAGAAACUCAACGAGUUUGGUGACACGCUCGCCAAGGUCAUCUCCGUCAUCUGUAUUUUGGUUUGGCUGAUCAACAUUCGCCAUUUCAACGACCCCUCUCACGGCACCUCUUGGACCAAGGGCGCCAUUUACUACCUCAAGAUCGCCGUAUCGCUCGGAGUGGCGGCCAUACCUGAGGGACUGGCAGUCGUGAUCACCACUUGCUUGGCCUUGGGAACUCGAACAAUGGCCAAGAAGAACGCCAUCGUGCGCAGCCUGCCGUCUGUGGAAACGCUCGGCAGCUGCAGUGUUAUCUGCUCCGACAAAACCGGUACUUUGACUACUAACCAGAUGAGCGUCAAUCUCUUGGUCCACUUGAACGAGGCAGGAUCCGGAGUUGAAGAAUUGGACGUGGAAGGCACCAGCUUCGAGCCACGGGGACAAAUUACAAAACGUGGAAAGCCUGUGGCAUCGCCAGCCGCCAGCUCUCGAACCGUUGCGAGCAUGAUCGAAAUCGCUGCUCUGUGUAACGAUGCCGAGAUCACCUACGAUGAGAAAUCCCGAUCAUUUGGAAUUGUGGGAGAAGCCACUGAAGGUGCUCUCCGUGUGCUCGCCGAAAAGGUCGGCACACCUGAUGCUAAUCUUAACGCCCGUUCGGCCAAUGCGCCCCCUCAACAGAACCUCAACGCCGCCAGUGAUCACUAUGCUGCUCAGGCUAAGAAAUUGCGCACAUUCGAAUUCUCACGCGAUCGCAAGAGUAUGUCGGUUCUCGUCGAAGGCGGCAAACUGCCUCGUCUUCUCGUCAAGGGUGCUCCGGAGUCGAUCUUAGAACGGUGCACUUCAGCGAUUGUGGGCAGCGAGGGCAAGCAAAUUGCGAUGAGCGGAAAGUUGUCUUCUUUGCUCAGCCAGCAAAUCUCCGCAUACGCGAACCGUGGACUUCGUGUCAUCGCCUUGGCCAGCAUCGACAAUGUCACAUCACCCCUCUCAACCUCUGCGAAAACGAACGGGGAGUACCAGCGUUUGGAGCAGGGCAUGACCUUUGUCGGUCUCGUGGCCAUGUUGGACCCGCCGCGACCAGAAGUGGCCGAGAGCAUUCGGAAAUGCCGAGCGGCCGGUAUCCGCGUCGUGGUGAUCACCGGUGAUAACCAGACCACCGCGGAGACCAUUUGCCGUCAAAUUGGUGUCUUUGGCCCGAACGAGGACCUGGCUGGAAAGAGUUUCACCGGACGUCAAUUCGAUGAUCUUUCCGAGAGCGAGAAACUAAAGGCAGCCAAGACCGCUUCGCUCUUCUCCCGCACCGAGCCCACGCACAAGUCCAAGCUCGUCGAUCUACUACAAUCUGCCGGAGAGGUGGUUGCGAUGACGGGUGACGGCGUUAACGAUGCUCCCGCACUCAAGAAGAGCGACAUUGGUGUGGCCAUGGGCUCAGGAACGGACGUUGCCAAGUUGGCCGCCGACAUGGUCCUUGCCGACGACAACUUCGCCACCAUUGAGUUGGCUGUCGAGGAAGGUCGUGGCAUCUACAACAAUACGCAACAAUUCAUCCGCUACCUGAUUUCGUCCAAUAUCGGAGAGGUGGUUUCGAUUUUCUUGACGGCGGCAUUGGGCAUGCCCGAGGCUUUGAUCCCUGUCCAGCUCCUUUGGGUCAAUUUGGUUACUGACGGUCUCCCGGCUACUGCGCUCAGCUUCAACCCCAAGGAUCACGAUGUCAUGAAGCGACCGCCGCGUAAGCGUGAUGAGCCGCUCGUCGGUGGCUGGUUAUUCUUCCGCUACAUGGUCAUUGGUACAUAUGUCGGUCUGGCCACCGUGGGUGGAUACGCGUGGUGGUUCAUGUUCCACGAGGGUGGUCCACAGAUCACCUUCUAUCAAUUGAGCCACUUCCACCGCUGCUCGACUGAGUACCCGGAAAUCGGCUGCUCCAUGUUCACCGACGCUUCCGCCCAAACCGCCUCGACCGUAUCCCUCUCCAUCCUCGUCGUCAUCGAGAUGCUCAACGCCAUGAACGCCCUGUCAUCAUCCGAAUCCCUGCUCACGCUACCACUCUGGCGCAACAUGAUGCUGGUCUACGCGAUCACGCUCUCCAUGGCCCUCCACUUCAUGCUCGUCUACACGCCUCUUUUGCAGGGUGUCUUUGGAAUCGUCCCGCUACAGUGGCCCGAAUGGAAAAUCGUGCUCGCGUGGAGCGCGCCGAUCAUCCUCAUUGACGAGGUGCUCAAGUUCCUCGAGCGCAGCUUUUUCAUGGCAACGACGGACAAGCCGAAUCGCAGCAGCAGGACGAAGAGCGAUUGA
Molecule: messenger RNA, 3009 nt
Organism: Dissoconium aciculare CBS 342.82
Lineage: Eukaryota; Fungi; Ascomycota; Dothideomycetes; Mycosphaerellales; Dissoconiaceae
Product: calcium ATPase
Exons: 3
Coding region: 1-3009 (1002 amino acids)
Biological process (GO): intracellular calcium ion homeostasis; calcium ion transmembrane transport
Cellular component (GO): membrane
Molecular function (GO): P-type calcium transporter activity; ATP binding; ATP hydrolysis activity
Source: RefSeq, a predicted model, not a curated record